UCGACCCAUUCCGAUAAAAAUUCGUCGGCCAAUCGUCAGUUGCGUAUUUCUUUUUUCUUCUUUUCUUUCUCUGAGCCCCCCUGGACUCUCUCUCUCAGUUGGCCGGUCAUGGCGUCCCUGCAUUCGUCGUCCCCCUCAAUGCCGACCUCACAUUUCAGUUCCUUUGUCGACAUUCCCGUCCCGUCCUUGCCGUUCCUCUUCUCCCAGCGUGCGACUUGGCUAUAUACUACGGCAGCACUGGUCGGCGCGCUUCUUGUCCUCGAGCAGUCCAUCUACAGGUAUAAGAAGAAACAUCUCCCUGGUGCUGCAUGGACAAUUCCAAUCAUAGGCAAAUUCGCUGACUCCAUGAAACCAACCAUGGAAAACUACAUGGCACAGUGGAACUCCGGUGAACUCAGCGCUGUCAGCGUUUUCAACAUUUUUAUCGUCAUGGCCUCAUCCAACCAUUACUCGCGUAAGAUCCUCAACACACCAACCCAUGCUGAACCAUGCCUCGUAAACUCUGCUAAACACAUCCUCAUGCCUGACAAUUGGGUCUUUUUGACUGGCAAGGAGCAUAUCGAGUAUCGCAGAAUCCUCAAUACCCUUUUUACAAAGAAAGCCCUCAGCAUCUACAUCGGCGUACAGGAUGCCAUUACACGCAAGCACUUUCACCAGUGGCUCGCAGAUGCGGCUAAAGAUCCCUCUCCAAAACCGAUCAUGAUGACUGCUCGUAAUUUGAACAUGGACGCGUCUGUUCGCGUAUUCUGCGGCAACCAUAUCCCAGAAAGUGGGGUUGUGGAAAUUUCUGAAAAGUACUGGGACAUCACACAAGCUCUUCAACUCGUCAACUUCCCAUUUGCAUUUCCUGGCACAAACGUCUACAAAGCCAUCCAAGCCCGCAAGGCCGCAUUUAAAUGGCUUGAGAUGGCCGCUGCCAAAGCCAAAAUUGCCAUUGCUAGCGGUGCGCAGCCGCAUUGUAUGCUCGACGAGUGGGUCCAAGUCUUACAGGAUCCUACCUACAAGGGCCGUAAGGACUUUAGUGACCGCGAGAUGGCCAUGGUCGUCUUUUCGUUUUUAUUCGCUUCUCAGGACGCAAUGAGCAGCGGCUUGAUUUAUGGCUUCCAGCAUUUAUCAGACCACCCUGUGAUUCUGGCGAAGAUUCGUGAGGAACAAUACCGUGUUCGUGGUAAUGACACCAACAAGCCAAUAACCCUGGAAAUGUUGGAGAACAUGCCUUACUUGAAAGCCUUCGUCAAAGAAAGUUUACGUGUGAAGCCACCCGUGACCAUGGUGCCUUACAGGGCGACCAAACCAUUCCCACUUUCUGAUAACUACACGGCCCCAGCUGGCAGCAUGGUGAUACCCUCUUUCUAUAACUCACUCCAUGACCCCGAAGUAUUCCCUGAUCACGACUCAUUAACUCCCGAGCGCUGGCUGGACCCUAAUAGCCCCGCGAACGCAAACCCGAAAAAUUAUCUCUGUUACGCCACCAUGAACAUGGCACUCGUUCUGGCUACUGCUAGUAUCCUCAUGGAUUGGGAGCACCAUCAGACCGCUGAGAGCGACCAAGUCGAGUGAGUGUUUACAUUCGACAUCUGCAUAUAAUUAUUUCCUUCUGAUACCCAUCUCCACCACUUAGAAUCAUUGCAACGUUGUUUCCCA
This is a messenger RNA of Pisolithus orientalis, 1644 nucleotides long. Its product is annotated as cytochrome P450. Lineage: Eukaryota; Fungi; Basidiomycota; Agaricomycetes; Boletales; Pisolithaceae. The coding region runs from base 109 to 1560 and encodes 483 amino acids. Gene Ontology annotation, molecular function: heme binding; monooxygenase activity; oxidoreductase activity, acting on paired donors, with incorporation or reduction of molecular oxygen. The record is from RefSeq and is a predicted model, not a curated record. Gene Ontology annotation, biological process: sterol metabolic process. The transcript is spliced from 6 exons.